This is a messenger RNA of Porites lobata, 612 nucleotides long. NCBI's taxonomy places the organism in Eukaryota, Metazoa, Cnidaria, Anthozoa, Scleractinia, Poritidae. The record is from the annotation of a GenBank genome assembly.
AUGGGACAAGUUAUAAGUGAAUUUCUUGGCACUAAUCCUCAAGAAGAUGUGAAAGAGACGAUUGAAAUACUGCAAAAGUUAUUGUCUGCCAAACUCGAAGCUUACGCUGCAGACAUGGAAGCAAAAGCCUUUCAAGAUAAGUCUUUGCCCAUACUUGCUGUGGUUGACAAGACCGAGAAGUACAUGGUUAAGGUAUCAGAGGGAGCCUCCGAACAUGUCGGAUCUGUGAUAGAUGACCUUUUCAGCGGAGAGUUCCUGGAUGGACUUAAACACUUGGUGAAGACAGCAAUGAACGAGCUCCUUGGCAAUGCCUCAGCGGGAGAGAAAGAAAAGAGGGAGUGCCAUGUGGUUUAUGCAAAUAACAGCAUUGUUCGAGUCGACUACCAUAUGUACAAAUAUGAUUUCAGUUCUCAUGGCCUAAGAAGUAACGCGCAAAAUGCAUUCUGCUACCUCGUUCAAGUGUCAGUUCUCGAUCUAAAGAAAGUGGAUCCACAAGUCGUCCUGUACGAGCUAGACAGGGCCGUGGGUGAAGGCAGCAUUCAAGGCAUGACCAAAAAACUACAUGAAGAAGCAGGUUUCAUGGAAGAUCUCUACAAAGUUCUUAGCCGUCUG